Molecule: messenger RNA, 5244 nt
Organism: Mya arenaria
Lineage: Eukaryota; Metazoa; Mollusca; Bivalvia; Myida; Myidae
Product: linear gramicidin synthase subunit D-like
Exons: 4
Coding region: 276-4937 (1553 amino acids)
Molecular function (GO): protein binding
Source: RefSeq, a predicted model, not a curated record
UUCGCUUAUGUAAAUGUGUAUGGACAGCGUUAAGACGUAUUUGAUAUUUCUUUUACAUCUGGCAUGACUUUCUAUAUUUGCACAUAUCUUAUUAUUGUCUAUUCCUUUAUUUGGAUGUAAAAUCUCGUGGUGCGUCCAGACACAAGCCGAACCUAAAAUCUCUUGAUUGCGAUGGUAUAUAUAUACUCAACGUCCUGCGUGAGACGUCGGAGGUGCUCUACUUACGGAAGGUAAUUAGCCGGUGCCCAGACCGUCCACCGCGAAUAUUGGACAAGAUGGACGAUGAGGGUCAGAUAGACGAUGAGGGUCAUAUAUCACUGAUAGUGGCGUGUAAGAGCGGGAACGCUGAACAGGUCAAACCUCUACUGGAGGAAGGGGCAUCAGUGCGCACAAAGGACUUCUCCGAGAAGACAGCCCUGCACCACUGUGCAGACAAUCUGGAUACGCAGUGUGCUGGAAUGCUCCUAGAUAAGAACCCCUAUGAGCUCGAGGAACAAGACAUGCAGAGGAGGCUGCUGUUGGACCAAGGCGCCGACCUUAAUGUGACGAACCACGAGGAGCAUCUGCUCACUUACUGGGCGGCUGAAUGCGGUCAGCUCAAGACUCUGGACAUCCUGGAUCAGCGUAGCGCGGACCAGUCCCCAGAGGAAGAAGCUAAAGGGGCUGUUUCAAGUUUAGAACCUGUUAACCAACCUUGCAACCUGCAUGCUAUACCCCCAGUCGUUGGUGUUUUAGACUUCAACAACGAUGUGGACACGAUCUUCAAUGCAGCAAGGGCUCUCGAGUUUGGACACCAUGUAAACGCUAUAGGGAGUCCAAAAAUUAAAACUCCAUCUGGUCAGUUCUGUUUAGUUACCAACGUUAUAAAAUGGAAGCACACUUCAAAAUAUGCCAGCGGUGAGGCAGGCAAAAUACUUUACAUUGUAAGCGAUUCAAUUGUGGUAGCAACACAAACAAAUCCAAUACAAGUCUCCGUUGCAGACUUGCACGGUGCCUCGAUUUCAUCAAACUUAUUCGUUGAGUAUGGGCUUAUCGUCGGGAAUAGACUUGGUAAUGUUUUGAACAUUAAAGUUGACAGAAUGGUUUUGCUAAGGAAGAGAGAAGCAUUCUGGAGAAAGCAAAUGUGUAAAUAUAAGCCAACAGUGUUUUACAGGCAGAAAAUGAACGUGUUUGCUAGCACCAUUGACACUUCACCUCAAGUGUGCAUAAAGAAAAUCACUAUCGACCUUCCGAAGAUUGUAGCAAAAAAUAUCAUUCUGAAAAUUGAUAUUUCAUUCACACAAGCAUGUUUUGUAGCGUUUCUCGCUCGUGUUAAUUGUACUUCGAAGGUUCAUAUUGGUAUGCUUGCAGACAAAAUAGAUAUCCCCACUGAAUGUAGCGGAUUAUACAGUGACAUUACACCAUGUGUGUUUGAAAUAGACAACCAUGCAAAUGUAGCAGACGUUAUUGACACAUGUAUGGAAGACAUUAAACAAAAUAAAGAUGCAGGGACUUAUCUCGUGGACAUGGUGUACAGGUAUCCUGAACUAAAAUGCAUGAAACGCACACCAUACCACAACAUCGUAUUAGCACACACAAAACGAAGGAAUCUUCCACACAAUGAGCUUCAAAGUAUUCUCAAUGAAUGCAACGUGUUGCUUUUCUUUGGGGAAAAUGAUGAGACGCAACUAGAGGUACUCUAUCAAGACAGACCAACCAAAGACUCCAGUCAUGUCAUAGAUGUUUUGCAACAUUUUUCAUCAUUUCUGACUGCUUUGGAAACCUCUACCCAAGAUCCGCUGAAGUGCGUAUCUUUGGUCACAAGGAACGACUUGAACAAGUUCUACCCUUUGCCGACAAGAAGAGAAAUAGAAAAUGAAAUGACAGAGGAUCUUUCGGAACUUAUUGAAAAGCAAUGCAAACUAACGCCUGUAAGUAUUGCAAUAAAGUCCACUGAAAAUAUGAUGACAUACAGCAAACUUGCCAGUGAAACUAACAUUCUGAAACGAAAACUGCUUAAGGCCAUGCACAGUUCAAGCAAAAAAAUGACAAAACCUGUCAUUGCCCUACAUAUGCCCAAUUCAAUAGCCUAUGUAGUAUCCCUUCUAGCCGUGACAAAUGCUCAUCUCACGUUUCUGCCCAUUCCAGUUGAUCUUCCCACGGACAGAAUAGUCUUCACUAUUAAAGACUCUGGUGUUCGUCAGAUGAUAAUGACAAAAGAGUGGUAUGCGCAGUGCUAUUUGAAUGAAUUAGCAUCAAGCAUGCGAGUCCUGUUUGAGCACCAGAUUUUAGAAGACACUCUCGUUAUGGUAGAUUUUGGAGUAGAUAAAAUAACGAAGAACGAAAACAACAACGACGUCCUGUAUCUCAUGUACACAUCCGGUUCAACGGGACGUCCAAAAGGCGUUGAAGUGAAAGAAUCUAGCACUAUCAAUCUUGCGCGCGCCCAGAUUCAAUGCUGGGAUCUCUUGCCAGGCGAUAUCAUCGGGCAGUUUGCAUCUAUUGGGUUUGAUGCUUCUGUUUCAGAAGUGUUCACUGCCUUGUUGUCUGGCGCUUCGUUGGCUGUUUUGGGCAAGAACGAACGUCUUGGAAGCGAUUUUGUGUCUGCGGUGACAAAAAUGAAGGUUUCUGUAAUAACGUUGCCCCCGUCAGCAUUGAACAUAUAUUCACCGGACGAGUUUCCCUUUUUACGCAAGGUUAUUACAGCGGGAGAGGCAUGCACACUAAACGUUGCCUUAAAAUGGACAGCUGAUCGUGAAGUGCGUUUCUUCAAUGCAUAUGGGCCUACAGAGGCCACUAUCUGUGCUACCUGCUAUGAGCAUCUCCCUGAAACGGUUUGCAAUGACGUCAACUGCGAUCUACCGAUCGGAAAAGCUAUUGAUGGGGCACAGGUCUACAUUUUCGAUGAGUUCAUGCAUCCUGUACCUCCCGGUGUUGUUGGAGAGAUAUACAUUGGAGGAAAAGGACUUGCCCAUGGAUAUAUUGGACAUGCCUCUGAUUUAACAAAACAGAGAUUUGUUCAGAACCCCUUGACAGAUAGGAAGUGCCUUCUCUACAAAACAGGAGACCAUGCUUUUCAACACAAAGACGGCAAUCUCACAUACGUCGGACGUACAGACAAUCAGGUCAAAAUUCGAGGAAACAGAAUAGAUCUAAAUGAAAUAGAGCAAGUUCUUAUACAGCACCCGAAGAUAGAAAUGGCUGUUGUAGUUGUCCAUAAAUGUGAAACUAUAAAAGAUUUAGCAGUAGCGGCUUACGUGGCACCAACACUUAUAUGCACAUCGGAGCUGCGUGAAUAUCUAGCGAAUAUACUACCAAAUUUUAUGAUACCAACCUAUAUAAAGAAGAUAGAAGUUUCGGACCUUCCCAAGACUGUGAAUGGAAAAAUAAACAGAAAGGAUCUAGAGCACGACGAAAGCGUUCACGAGAAUACUUUCACUACCGGGAACAGCAAUUUAAAUGAACUUGAGCUGAUAGUCGCAAAACACUGGUGUAAAGUUUUUAACUUUGACAAGUCGACACUGUGCUCAUUUCACAGACAAAGUUCCUUUAGUGAACAAGGGGGCAAUUCCCUGCAACUUGUUUUGCUGGUGCGAGCUCUAGAGGAAGAGCUAAAUGUAUGCAUUUCGUUUACAGACCUGGGUAUGGCAGAUCACAUCGACGAAUUUGCAGAAGUUAUCAAAAGAAGGCUAGCAAAUCAAUCAACGGACGAACAGGAUGAGAUGAAAUCAAAAUCGGAACUUCGUGAGUUAAUCGUACAUGACUCAGAACUAGACAGCUUCUUUCCUUAUCCAGAGAGGCGACGGUCCGUGCAACUAACACCUGACACAGCUCCUCGACAACGACAGGUCGCGGGCAAACAGCCGGAAAACAUACUGCUAUCCGGAGUGACUGGAUUUCUGGGGGUGUUCCUGCUGUCUGAAAUAUUGGAACAAUCUAACUUUCAUGUCUUCUGCAUGGUAAGAGAAUCCACAGAUGCAAGAGGCAUUGGCAGAAUCAUAGACAACAUGCGAAAAUAUGAGCUAUGGAAAGAUGAAUAUACUUCAAGAAUCGCAGUUGUUCUUUCCGAUCUUUCUCAAGAAAGCCUUGGUAUUGCACCAGACGUCUACCGUUCGUUAUGUGCCGACAUCGAUGUUGUUUUCAUGAAUGCCGCUAUGAUGAACUUUAACACACCAUACGAGGGUCACAGGGUUACAAAUGUUCUUAGCACGAAGGAGAUCAUCCGCUUGGCAUCAACUGGCGUACACAAGUACCUUUUUACCACAUCGUCGCUCAGCGUGUUCUUGUUUCCAUCUGACAAAGUCAGAAACGCCUGUUCGAGGCAGUUGUUGAGCGAAUCUGAGUUCUUUGACGAUCCAUUAUGCAUCGAAGGUGGCUACGGUCAAAGCAAAUGGGCAAGUGAGAGGCUAGUUAUGCAAGCGCUAGAUUUUCUUCCUGGUGGUGCCAUAUUUCGACCUGCACGAAUUUCUGGAAGGAGCACAGACGGCAUGGGCCCCAAAAAUGAUACGUUUGCAAGUACGAUGAUCGGCAUGAAUAAGAUGGGCUCUUAUCCCGAUAUGGACUUCCCGUACGACUUGGUUCCGGUUGACUUCUGUGCAAGAUCAAUGAUUGAGAUCACUCUUCAGAUAUGCCAGUGUGAAGAUAUUAGUCCUCCACCUCGCAUGUAUCAUCUCUUCAACCAAGACACGAUUCCUUUCCGUGAACUGUUUAAAGGGAUGGGGCUCAAAGCAUUGCCUCUAGAAGAAUGGCGAAAUGAACUAAGAAGAAUUGACUCCGAAAAUAAGCACCUGGUCACACUAACACCAUUCUUCCUUUCCAAAUACUGGGACCGGGCACCUGAUUGGCCAAUCUUCGAGACAUCGAACGUGGAAAAAGUAAUAUCAGAGAAAGCAAAGAUGUUGGUAAAACCAAUCAAAGAGUUGCUGCCGCUAUACAAACGAUUCUUCGGUCUGGAAUAGGCAAUUGAAAUAGAAUUGUGUUUACAAGUAAUAGUAACUUCAACCACAACCAGAUGAUGAUGAUGAUGAUGAUGAUGAUUGAAACAUUCUUUCUAGCGGUUUUUAACUUUAUAUUCGAACUACAUACAUGAAUUGUUUUGAAAAUGUUGUCCGAAUAGUAUUUUAUAAAUCAAACUGUUUAUAUAUGUAUCAAUAUUCCUCUGGACUUCCUCGUCCACUUAUUUAAACAAUGAUUACUCACAUGUUUGCAUCCCAAAACAAUCAUUUAAUAAAUAAAUCAUCAAAGAUAUUACAAAUAAAUUCUCUC